AGCUUGCCUAAUUAGUUAAGCACCGCCCAGGCGGCAGAUGUCAUGCUUCACAUUAAACGUUUAUCUUUAAUGCCUGGAAGGCGGGAGUACGAGAAGCGGAACUUUUUGAUGAAAGUGUAGCUAGCCGAAGUCGGACAAGGCGGUGUUGAGAUGUUAAUGUGGAAUAAUUGUUAACUUCAGGCGUCACCUGUGAUCAUAAAGUAUCUGCGAUAAUUUAGCUCACUUUCAGAAGUUUCCCUACGUUAGCAUCAAACUUGGUUGUCUUUUCGUCAAGAAGUAGCUUGGUUGGCGGAAAGGCUAAGAGUGUUUUGACGCUAGAAUGGCGUCAACAAAACCUACGCAUAAUGAUGGCAAUCUGCCCUUUACUGCCCUGAAGCUCCUGGCUCCACCUGUGCGUCUGAUGUCUGCAGCCCUCUGGAAGGUGAUGAAGCAGAGGGAUGUGAAGCUCUAUGGAGUUGUGGAAGAAUUUGUGACGUCUGCAUGCGAGACUGUGCCAGGGUUGCUCACCUUGAGACAUCAGAGCAAGCUUGCACUGGGGCUGAGAGGCCGGCUAAUCUUGGAGCUUUGCUCGGAACAAGCUGAUGCAAAUACCAUCAAGUCCCACCUGCAAAGGAUACGUUUUCCUCUUAUGCCUUCAACAUCUUCAGCUGCUACUGUGAAGACGGAUGUGAAGAUUACUAAAACAGUUGAAAGUUUCCACAUGUUGGUUAACACGCUGCUGACUGAUCAGGUUGCGAAAGAACAGUUCUUCAUGGAGGAUUUCCCUCAAGAGUAUGGUCCUUUGUUUGACCAGGAAUUGGAGAAGCUACUGUGGGAGUUUCUUAUUCGGCUGGAUCAACUGGUCCCUGUUCCCACGCUUGCUCAGACGGUGUCCUGGCUCAGUGAAGCCCCUGCUGUUUUGGAAGAGUGUGCUCAAGCAGCUACUCAGCCGCAACUGUUAAAGAUUUUGCUUCAGCAUCAAACCUGUCUCGGGCACCUGGAGGCUGCAGCAUCCCUCCCUCCCAACAUGGGAGACUCCAUCCUGGCUUCCCUCUCUUUGCCCCUCUCUGGAAAAGUGCCCUCAAAUCCACAAGCAAGACCCGUAAAAUCCUCUGGGGAUGUUUCAGAUGCUGCACAGACACCAGACAAAACGCCCUUCAUCAACCCAGUCAUUGGGCUGAUAUCUAACAAAGACGUGCCAGCUCUGAGCUCUGCUGGUCAUCAGAACUGGAAGGGUGACACAGAUGGGCGGCCAAAAUUUACUUCUAUUAAACCGAUGUUGCCCAAGUCCAAAUGUGACUGCGCGGAAGAUGGCGACAGAAUAGCAUCGAGACGCAGUGGGGGAAGAGCAUCAAGACGAAGUGGCGGCGUGAAACGCAAGCAUGCUGGCAAAGGAGAGAGUGCGUCCGAUGACGAGGAAGCAUCCGGCUCAUUCCGAGAUCCUUCCACCUGUCCCAUUGUUGCCUCCUGCCUCAACCAUCAACCCAGAGUUGUCAUCCAAAAACUGCCAAUCUCCAAACCAGUGGGUCAAGCAGGGAUGUCGUUCUACUGGCACAGGCACGUGUCACCAGCCCAAACCUCCUCGCUUAAAGCCUUGAGAGGCCACCAGUCUCAAACAUCUACCCCUGCUGAUGUUCUCAGCUUGGACAAUAAAGAAAAUCAUCCCAUGGUAGCAUCUGUAGACGCCACCUCAUCUCCCCAGCAGUGCAACGGAGAGGCUUUGGCCCCUCCUGGCGAUGCUGACGACUAUGUUGCCGAUUCUGAGGAUGAAGCCACCAAGAACUUCAAAGGACGGUUGUUCAUGAAGCGCUACUGCAAAACCAAACACGGCACAUAUUUUCCCACUCUGAGGGAAUUCUGGAAACCAGGCAUGGCGCAGCGGAACCUCUCCUUGCCUCUUUGCAGCAAAAGGAGACGGUGAAAAUGACCUUUUAGUGUAGCACAGGGGUAGGGAGCCGCAUAAAAUAUAUUGAGAUUGUUUUUUUGCUGGCAUUUUAGAAGUAAAACAUUACAGAAAUCAUGGUGUUAAAAAUAACGUUGAAAAUAUUGUAUUGUCAUAGCCUACUGGGGUCAUUGAGAGGUGAAGAAGUAAACUUCCAUCCUUUGAUCAAAUAGCUAAUUCUGGCUAGUAAACCCUUUUGAAAAUGGUGAAAAGAAAGAUACAGAGUACGGUGCAAAACCAUGCAGCACUGUGAGCUUCAGUAUAACAAUGUUAUUUAAAACAAAAAACAUUCUGAGACUUAUUAUAUUCUAAAAUUAUUGGUCUUGCUUUAAACUGGAUGCAUUUAAUUGUAUUCAAUGUUAAAAUAUAUUAUAUGGCUCUCACAGAAAUACAUUUUAUUUUUUUAUUUUUUAUUUAUUUAAAAAAAAAAAAAAAAAAAAAAAAAACAGAAAU
Molecule: messenger RNA, 2374 nt
Organism: Dunckerocampus dactyliophorus (ringed pipefish)
Lineage: Eukaryota; Metazoa; Chordata; Actinopteri; Syngnathiformes; Syngnathidae
Gene: tinf2
Product: TERF1 (TRF1)-interacting nuclear factor 2
Exons: 10
Coding region: 320-1900 (526 amino acids)
Biological process (GO): telomere capping; regulation of telomere maintenance via telomere lengthening
Cellular component (GO): shelterin complex
Molecular function (GO): telomeric repeat DNA binding
Source: RefSeq, a predicted model, not a curated record